Messenger RNA from Cynara cardunculus var. scolymus (artichoke), 946 nucleotides. Its product is annotated as methyltransferase-like protein 5. The transcript has 9 exons. Gene Ontology annotation, molecular function: rRNA (adenine-N6-)-methyltransferase activity; nucleic acid binding. NCBI's taxonomy places the organism in Eukaryota, Viridiplantae, Streptophyta, Magnoliopsida, Asterales, Asteraceae. The record is from RefSeq and is a predicted model, not a curated record. The coding region runs from base 110 to 751 and encodes 213 amino acids. Gene Ontology annotation, biological process: rRNA methylation.
CCACCGGCCAAUAUUGAAGUGAAUUGAUUCUCUAGGGCUAGAUUCUGGUUUAUACGCUUGUCGACGUUCAGACUCAUGAAUCAUCCAUACAUCCAUUAGAGUUUAACAGAUGAAGCUCAAGCAAUUAGAAAGUCUACUUGGUAAUCUUCAACAAUUCGACAAUCCUAAGAUUGAGCUGGAACAAUACCCAACUGGAGCGCACAUUGCUUCUCGUAUGCUCUACACGGCAGAGAAUUCAUUUGGGGAUGUGAGCAACAAAGUAGUAGCGGAUUUCGGAUGUGGGUGUGGCACAUUAGGUCUUGCUGCUACUCUCCUCGAUGCAGAACAUGUGAUUGGCCUAGAUGUUGAUGACGAGUCCCUUGAAAUUGCAUCAAUUAACGCGGAGGAUCUUGAGGUCGAAAUGGGUUUAAUUCAAUGCGAAAUCAAGAACUUAAGAUGGCAAGGCCAAAUUGUUGAUACCGUUGUAAUGAACCCUCCAUUUGGAACGCGAAAAAAAGGUGCUGACAUGGAGUUUCUGUCCACCGCAUUGAAGGUUGCUUCUCAAGCCGUUUACUCGUUACACAAGACAACAACACGAGAACAUAUCAAAAGAGCGGCAUUGCGAGAUUAUGGUGCUAGCAGCGCGGAGGUUUUAUGCGAGCUUCGAUACGAUCUCCCAAAACAAUACAAAUUUCACAAGAAAAAAGACGUUGAUAUCGCUGUGGACUUGUGGCGGUUCGUUCCUAAACCAAAACAUGAAUCUUCUUCAUGACGAAAACUCUUGCAUCGAUCGCUCAUAAAAUUUGUUGAUUUAUGUAAUUCUGAUGUUCGUGUUCAUAUUAAUCUUGGAUUUUAUGGAAGGAUUUUGAAUUUUUGGAGUGUUUGGUUUGUAGGGUUUGGAAUCGAAUUGAAAUUAUAUGGAUUGUAGAGUUCAAGAAAAUUAUUUAAGAAUUAUAAUUACUAGGGA